CUCGGGCCCAAGCGACCCCUUCAUCCUGCUGGGGCUCCGCUCCCCUCCCGUCUCGCCCCCUCCCCUUGCCUCUGCAGAAUCCAGGGCCGCUCCUAACACCUUUCUGUGACCCCCCCCACGCCCCCGCCCCGAGCUCGGAGUCCCUUAGCUGAAUCCUCGUUUUGUUUUCCCUGCUCCCUCGCUUCCUCUCCGCUGAUUGAUGGGCCAAGUCUGCAGCCCGUGCCAGAGCCAGAAGAAUAAAUAGAUGCCGCCUCGCCCGAGCGCUUAGACGCCGCCGUGGAAGAGCAGCCUGAGCGUGGACCCGGCCCGGGGACCUGGAUCCAGAGAAGCCGUGAGGUUGCCGGGGAGGAGAAUUCCCGGCCACCGCGUCCACCUCCAGUGGGCAGCAGUUCACCGCCUCUCGGCUGCGCCCGGCCCCAGGGUCUGCGGGAUCAUGGUCUGCGGCCGCCCGAGGGGGUUGCUGCCGCUGCGGCUGCUGCGGGCCGGGCUGCUCGCCCUGGCUGCGCUCUGCCUACUCCAGGUGCCCGGAGCCCGGGCGGCAGCCUGUGAGCCGGUCCGCAUCCCCCUAUGCAAGUCUUUGCCCUGGAACAUGACCAAGAUGCCCAACCACCUGCACCACAGCACCCAGGCCAACGCCAUCCUGGCCAUCGAGCAAUUCGAAGGCCUGCUGGGCACCCACUGCAGCCCCGAUCUGCUCUUCUUCCUCUGCGCCAUGUACGCACCCAUCUGCACCAUUGACUUCCAGCACGAGCCCAUCAAGCCCUGCAAGUCCGUGUGCGAGCGCGCCCGGCAGGGCUGCGAGCCCAUCCUCAUCAAGUACCGCCACGCGUGGCCCGAGAGCCUGGCCUGCGACGAGCUGCCCGUGUACGACCGGGGCGUGUGCAUCUCUCCCGAGGCCAUCGUCACGGCGGACGGAACCGAUUUUCCUAUGGAUUCCAGCAAUGGGAACUGUAGAGGGGCAAGCAGUGAACGCUGCAAAUGUAAACCUAUCAGAGCUACACAGAAGACCUAUUUCCGGAACAAUUACAACUAUGUCAUCCGGGCUAAAGUUAAAGAGGUGAGGACUAAGUGCCAUGAUGUGACUGCAGUCGUGGAGGUGAAGGAAAUCCUAAAGGCAUCUCUGGUGAACAUUCCGAGGGACACCGUCAACCUUUACGCCAGCUCUGGCUGUCUCUGCCCCCCACUUAAUGUUAAUGAGGAGUAUAUCAUCAUGGGCUAUGAAGAUGAAGAGCGCUCCAGGUUACUCCUGGUAGAAGGCUCUAUAGCUGAGAAAUGGAAGGAUCGCCUUGGUAAAAAAGUUAAGCGCUGGGAUUUGAAGCUCCGUCACCUCGGACUGAGUAAAGCUGAUUCCAGCAUCAGUGACACCACCCAGAGUCAGAAGUCUGGCAGGAACUCAAAUCCCCGGCAAGCAGCGCGUAACUAAGUCCCACAAUGCAGAAGGCAGCGUCAGAGUGACCUCCUGCUAAGACCUGCAUUGCUGGACUAGCAAAGGAAAAUUGCACUAUUGCACGUCACAUUCUAUUGUUUACUACAGAUAUUGUGUGGUAACUGGCAUUACUGCUAUUUUCUCCUUUGUUUUCUGUUUUUCUCCCCUUACUUUUUAAAGGCUUGGAGUCCGAUUCUUAAAUGUAUUAUGUCUUCUAUGUUACUAAUCAUAGGAAAACUGUCCUUGCCAUAAUAAUAAUAAUAAUAAUAAAUUAAACGUGUUGAAACUAGGGUCUCCUUGCUGGAGUCCACAGAUAGUAAAUUCAUGUUCUUCACCCUAAUGCAAUAUUGGAUCUAAGAAGAGAUGUCUGGAAACAUAUAGAGAACUAGAUAUACCAGAAAACAGGCUGCUGAUCUACUUGCAGUUCUUGAUUUUGUAUGCCUUCUGGGCAUUCUCCUCGUGCUCAGAAAGCUCUAAAUGUUUAUAAAGGUAAAAUGGCAGUUUGAAAUCAAAUACUGCACAGGCAGAGUAAUCAAGCCCCAGGAAGCAUUUAUGAGGAAAUGAUACACAGCAUGAAUUAUUUUCAAGAUUGGCAGGAAGCAAAAUAAAUAGUGUUAGGAGCUAAGGAAGGGACAUUUUGCCCCAUUGAGAGGCACAUUGGAAACCAGGAGCCCUUCGGGCUUUUAACAGUAGCAUUCUUCCAUUGACCAUGUGUUUGAUUAGUUUAUGAAUCUAUUAAUUGACAUUAGGGAAGUGACUUAUAACCAGACCUGUUGUUAUCACCACAGUUCUGCUUCCUUCUAAAACCCAUUGGUGUAUCUCUUCCUCUGUCUCUCUCCCCUUUCAUGAUAAAUUGGAUUUCCCGUGUUGACCAGGAGAAGAAAGUAUGUGUGCAUGUUACUUUAAAAAGCUAUGCAGCUCUAUAAAAUGCAUAGUUUGUAGAGAGCAGUGAAAUGUUCAAAUUUCUUUUUUAUUUUUGGGUUUUGGGGUGUGUGUGUGCGCACGCGCGUGUGUGUGUGUGUGUGUGUGUGUGUGUGUGUGUGUGUGUUUGUAUUUGUGUAUGUGUAGGUUUCUGUGCUCACAUAUACAAGUUGAACUAAAUUGAGAUAUCUCAUUGGCCUAAACAUUAUCAUUUGGAUUUGUGCUCAAAAUGUCUAAUAAAAGGAAUUAUGGUUGUCAUGAGAGACACUGUUUUGACUUUUGAAACAAAAAACAUCCUCAUUACCGAGCUGCAGCGAGCUUCCAAGGGACCAUGGGAAACAAAUGCUAUCUUUUCUUCUUUCUGCCGGCAGGGUUCCUUAGAGCCUAUGUCAAUCACUUGAAAGUCUCAUUUCUUGAGAUUUACAUGUGUGAUACUAGCAGAACCAAAUUUCUAAGCUCUGGUGUGCUGAAAAUAAAAACACGUAUGAUGCAAA
Messenger RNA from Jaculus jaculus (lesser Egyptian jerboa), 2841 nucleotides. RefSeq names its product frizzled related protein (gene Frzb). Gene Ontology annotation, cellular component: cytoplasm. Lineage: Eukaryota; Metazoa; Chordata; Mammalia; Rodentia; Dipodidae. The transcript is spliced from 6 exons. Bases 434 to 1423 code for a protein of 329 amino acids. The record is from RefSeq and is a predicted model, not a curated record. Gene Ontology annotation, biological process: canonical Wnt signaling pathway; non-canonical Wnt signaling pathway. Gene Ontology annotation, molecular function: Wnt-protein binding.